Messenger RNA from Aspergillus alliaceus, 3343 nucleotides. RefSeq lists its product as uncharacterized. Gene Ontology annotation, biological process: DNA-templated transcription. NCBI's taxonomy places the organism in Eukaryota, Fungi, Ascomycota, Eurotiomycetes, Eurotiales, Aspergillaceae. The transcript has 9 exons. The coding region runs from base 623 to 2713 and encodes 696 amino acids. Gene Ontology annotation, molecular function: DNA binding; zinc ion binding. The record is from RefSeq and is a predicted model, not a curated record.
CGAAAACGGUUUAACGCAGACAAAGAAGGCAAAAAAGAAAACGUUCAGAUCUAACCCGAUCAAGCAAAGAGAGCAAAGAGCGAGUAAGAGAGAGGAGAGCAAAGUGAAGCAAACAAAUUUUUUAUACUCGCUUUCCAACUUUCAUUGGCAUCAACAUUUUCUAUAUCAUUGGAAUUCCUACAAUCUGAUUCGAUGGAGCACUUUCAGGGGAAAGAACAUGCUUUUUGACUAAUCGCGAAUCGCCCGCCGUUUACGCUUUCUUGGGGGGGCAAAGCAAACCCCGAACACUCAGGCUUCGGGAUUUGAAUCGUUGGUUAUGGAUGAUUAAGCCCCAGUACUACACCCCAGUACUCGACGCUGUACUGCGUAUAUCAGACCACCUCUUCGGGUAUCGAAAUAAACACUAUUCCAUACUUUCUAAGGGAUCCCCGUUGUCGUUUGCUUCUCACUUACGCCCCCUAGUAAUGAUGCGCGACCCGAGUGUCUACUAGUCAGUCAAUGACGGGAGCUCGCAGUGAAAGUUUUGAAGUCCCCUGUGUAUCGAUCGAUGACUGAACUGGACCAGACGGUUCGUUUCUAGACCUCUGCUAUAUUAUAUCUUCCAUUGCUCCAAGAAAUCGCCAUGGUUCUGGAGACUUUCCAAAAAUUCCAUGACAACGGAACCACCACAGUUACACAGUCCAAAGUCUCAAGGCCCAGCGUGGUGCGAAAGAAAUUUGCGAAACCACCAGUCAAAGUAGCAUGCCUAGCCUGUAAAAGAGGCGGCCCAAGGAAGAAGAAAAGGGCAUCCAUCUCCGCCGAAGGGAUUGUUCCGCAGGGUGAUGCUCACAGCUCGACCGUUACCCCGGCGGCGCCCGGCUUCGAUGAACCGACGGGGAUGUUUGGCCAGAUCGAUGGGCUCUCAGUACCAGGGGCCGGGCUGAGAAGCUUGGAUUUCCCAGCAGAUGUUCACUCGAUGUUUGCCGACCUCUUUAUCCCCAAUGAUGCUGGUCAUCCACCACCCCAAAUGGAGCCAACGCCCUCGCCGUCCAACAUACCGACUCAGUCCUUGGUAAGGACGUACGGCAGUGAGCACGACAUACUCAACGCCUACUACGACUUGAUUCAUCAUUAUUUUCCUAUUCUUCCACCCAGGGUGGUUCCAGCCUCUCCAGACCGGCCGUUAGAUACGGUGGGUUCCUAUACGGAUUCUCCGACAGAAGAACCAAUUCUAUUAUACCGGCCACGGUCUCCACUUAGCCUUGCUUUGUCUGCAGUCUUAGCCCUCGUGCCACAUCCAAGUGACUUAGAACCUUCGUCCUCUGCCUCUGUUGUACGACGGAGAACAUAUGCGCAUACAUUCGCCCAGAUGGCGAACACUAGCAUAGAGGCAGACUGUGAGCUCCAUGCCUCCUCGACCGAUCCUUCACAGGCCCUGUCAAGCGAACGGCCUCUUAUAGACCGGGAGAGCUUCCACCCCCACUCGCCCGUGGAACUCGAAUGUGUUCUCGCGUUGUUGGUUCUCUCCGUCUAUGAAUACACUCAACGAGGAAAUCUGCUCAAAAUGCGAUAUCGUGCGGGCCAAGCAUUAGCGAUAGCCCUGGAUAUGUCUCUGCAUUCUUUGGGAGAAGAGUACGAUGAAUUCGCUGAGGCUCGAAGAAGGGCUUGGUGGAUGACGUAUUACUGUGUUCUUCAAGGGUCAAUCGUCAGCACAACGCCUUUGGCUAUUGUAGCGAACGAUCCUCAGUUUGUAACACCUUAUCCGCGCUUUGCUGCUGAUCCGGAUGGUUGGGCUGUUCUGAUGCAAGCCCAGCAAGUGCUAGUCUCGGCGACUCAGUUCGUAAUUGAUCUGAACAAAUGUAUUUCGACGAGGACCAAUAUGCCCUACAUAUAUGAGCGGAUGCAGCAGCUCGAUACAUGGGCAAGCUCGGCGUUGGCUCAGUCUAAUUUAUUACCUAUCGUUCCCCCUUCCAUGAACUGCGGAGAUGGUAUGGAAUUCACAACAGCCCAAAGUAUACGUUCAAUCUCGCGGAUCAAAUUGUCUAGCGCACAAAUCAAAAUUCACCGCUUUAGAGCAUUCUCAGACAUACCUAUCUUCAUUAAGAAACAUUGUGACCUAACUGCAGCCAAUGCCAACAAUUUGGCUGCAUCUAGCUCCUCCAAGAAUUCGAGAACGCAGAAUGGAAUCUCUAAUAUUCAAUGCUCCUGCGGAAGUCUGGAACCGUUUCAGCAGUCAUCGAGCGAGUUCACCCCUUCAUCUGCUUCUUCCACGUCUUCGGACUAUCAGUCGAUGUCCCAGUUUUCGUUUACUAGCGGAUUUCCCUUCAGUAUUCAGCACUCCGCCAAGGUCUGCCUUAGGGCUGCUCUUUUAAUCUCACGCAUGUUCCCCAGUCUACCCUUACCACAGCCGAUUAUGGACGGGUGCAAGAGCCAACAGGGAAUGACAUUACAACCACCGAAUCAGCUGCCUCGAACUAUGCCAUCAUUUGCCUGCUGUCUGAUGCAAGGCAGCUACGCCAUGCUGAUGAUAUUCUACAAAGCUCGCGUGGAAAAGCAAUUGUCAUCAGACUAUGAGAACAAGUCUACUCCCUCGGAUCGAUUAAUAGAGGAACUCAGACAAGGGCUAGAGCGAAUCAUUGCCACAGUAACAAAUUAUGCCACUGCUUUUGAGGCGUUAGAUGGAAUGAGAGACGAGAUCGAAGGUGCAUAUCAAACGGCGUUCCCUCAACCAUAAAUUUCCUUCUCGACUUCUUUACCACUUUUUUCUCUCUUCUUUGUUCCUUUCUUCUCUAAUAACCCUGGAAUUCGUUCUCGUGCUAAUUCUCACCUUUCGAUUUAUCUUUCUUUGGCUUCACCUCGGUAGGGCGCUAUAUAUAUCACUCACAGGGUUUGAUAUCUGGUCCAUCGGUUUAUUGGGAUGGGUGGAUAAACUGGGCAUAUGGAGGUCUUAAAAUAAGAAAAAGCUAACUUAUCGUUCACUCAUCCACGGCGUUCUAUAUCUUUUGGCUACGAAAUAUGGGAUUUGCCUGCACCGAUUCUCUAAUGACGAUAAUUACGAUUCACUAUGUCCUUUCAGUUAUCUUUACCACCUAGAAUACUACUUUCAUGUAAUAAUCAACAGAAUACUGGUCUGUAAGGAAACAGAGAAAGAGUUCAAUGCUCGUGUUUAUUAUGUCCUAUAUCGUAACUAAUAUCUGUGCAACCAACAGAAGCAAGAGAAGUCUAUUUAACACCCGCUAGAAUAUCGUAAUAAUUUUUUACCAGCCCAUCAUCCGGAGUGUACAAAGUGUGAGGGAAGGAAAGCAAAGAGGCCUAGAUGUACAGCAGUACAGCUAGAUAGGUCAGGACUAGGACUUAGAAGAUG